AUGGCUACUGAAAUAGUGAAGACGAAUUGGCUAAGCUACACAGAGCUGUCUGUUCUAAGUGCUCUCAAUGAGUACGUUCAUUCUCUAACUGAGGAAAUUCUAUCUGCACUGUUGAAGUUAAUUCCAAAGGAGUCAUUGUUUAUCAAGAGAUCAGUGCAUAGUUUGAUAUGGGGAUACCAAGACAACAUCCUGUCACUUCUAAACAAAUUUAAUUCUAGUAUCCCCAAAAGCUUUUCUUUGCAGGCAAACAUCUCGACACCAGACUGGCGGAAGAGAUGUAAGGCAUAUACUGGAGUUGGAGAUAUAAGUCGUAUUGCUCAGUUCAUUGAAUGGAAUGGAUUAACUCAUUUGACUUACUGGAAUAGUACAGCUGCAAACAAAUUAAAAGGAACAGAGGGCUUUCUUUUCAAGCCUGGCAAUGGAAAGGACUCAGUCUAUGUGUUUGUUGAUCAGCUAUUCAGGAGUGGAUAUUUCAAUUACACAGAAACAGAAUAUAUCAAGGGCAUCAGAGUUAACCGUUUUGCAAUUCCAAAGUUUGAAAUGGCUAACGCUUCACUCAAUCAUGCCAACAAAGCAUACUAUGCUUAUGGACCCAGUGGCCUCUUUAACAUGACAACCUGUGUUCCCAUGAGUGCUCCUGUUUAUGCAUCUAAACCACAUUUUCUAGACGCUGGUGAGAGCUUGUUGGAAGCGGUUGAAAAUAUUAAGCCUAAUAGGUCUCUUCACGACUCAUUUCUUGACAUGGAACCGAUGACUGGAGCUGUGUUCAGAGCGGCUAAGCGACUGCAACUUAAUGUUAAGUUGGAGCAGAACAAUGACAUUUCGCAACUGAAGAAGGUACCUUCUCUCUACUUUCCUCUGUUUUGGGUUGAACAGACUGCUGAGAUUCCAGAUCAUUUGGCAAGUAAGUUCAAGUCAGCUUUGCUCACUCCCAUCACAAUAGCAGACAACAUUUUGAUAGCUCUAAUGGUUAUCACAGGUUUCAUUGGCAUUUUCUGCUUUCUUCUCGCUGCGUGGUUUAAGUUCUCUUCAAGCGCAAGCGAGUUUUCGAUUAACGAAGAUAGAACUUGAGAUGAAGGUACAAGUGCAUGUCGACUAUUUGAAGUACCUCAUAUGAUGUAUACGACGUUGUCAGGUUUUGGUUGAAUAUAUUGAGGUAUAUAAUAUUCACGAACCAAGACACGUACAUGCA
Molecule: messenger RNA, 1192 nt
Organism: Corticium candelabrum
Lineage: Eukaryota; Metazoa; Porifera; Homoscleromorpha; Homosclerophorida; Plakinidae
Product: lysosome membrane protein 2-like
Exons: 8
Coding region: 1-1071 (356 amino acids)
Cellular component (GO): cytoplasm; membrane
Molecular function (GO): scavenger receptor activity
Source: RefSeq, a predicted model, not a curated record